Molecule: messenger RNA, 2141 nt
Organism: Ictalurus furcatus (blue catfish)
Lineage: Eukaryota; Metazoa; Chordata; Actinopteri; Siluriformes; Ictaluridae
Gene: ppp1r27a
Product: protein phosphatase 1, regulatory subunit 27a
Exons: 3
Coding region: 363-1049 (228 amino acids)
Molecular function (GO): phosphatase binding
Source: RefSeq, a predicted model, not a curated record
UUAGCCUCUACAGCCAGAGGAGAACCUAAAAUGAGAAAGCACAAGACACAAGCACAAGUAUACUAAGGAGGAAAGAGAAAGUUAAGUGACUUUUGGACGUUUGGGAAAUAAUUAAAAUUAUCAAGAAGUUUAUAGUGUUGGAAGUCUACUAAAAAGGGUAACAAAGGAGGAUAAGGUAUUUAAGAAGGACUGGAAAGUAUUUCUGCUACUGUGCUGGCAGUUCACUGAAGAGAGUAACACUGAAAGGAGGCUUUUGACACUGAGGAUCUUGCCAGUAUUUUGGGGGGUUUUUUCUGCAUUUCUCCUCCACCUCCUCCAAAGCUCGGAGCAGCGGGGGAGGCCAAAGCGUAGUUAUUGCAGUAAUGAAGUACAGCUGCCAGAACCUUGUGUCUCAGUACACACGUCAGAGCACAUACACCCCAACACACUACACCCCUAGCCAUUACACUCCAAAGCAGUAUUCCACAAGCUCCUACUCCACGAGUCACUACAGCUCAGCAAAGUACACGCCAGCCUACUACACACCACCUGCUUACACCCCGGCUUACAAAAGCACAUCUUCCUCCUACACGUCUGUCUACAGCAAGCCCUCAGGACAUGUCGGCAAACAUGGUACACCUGUACAGCAGACUCCCGUUGCAACGGGCAAGCCUAAUCGGACUGUCCGCUUCACCAAUGAUGUCAUCUUCCAGGACUAUGUCCGGCAUGGAGAUCUGGAAAAGAUUGGCCGCUUUAUGAGAGCGAGGAAAGUGCGAGUGGAUACAAUCUUCCAUUCUGGCAUGGCAGCUCUCCAUGAGGCUGUUCUCUCAGGGAACUUGGAGUGUGUGAAGCUUCUGAUAAAAUAUGGAGCUGAUGUUCAUCAAAGAGAUGAGGAUGGCUGGACACCUCUGCACAUGGCCUGCAGCGAUGGCUACCCUGAGAUUGCACGGUAUCUACUUUCUCUAGGUGCUAGUACAGAAGCUGAAAAUGCAAAUGGGGAGAAGCCAGCAGAUCUUAUUGACACCAAUUGCAAAGAGCUGGUCAAACUGUUUGAAAUGGGCUGUGUCUAAAGGAAAGCAUAAGGAACCCAAAAAAACUGCAAGGAAACAGUUCCUCUGGACUCAAUUCUGUCUAAGGGGAUGGAGCUCUAAAAGUAAUUUCUGGUUAUUGUUUUUGGUUAUUGUUAUUGGAACAAGGACAUUCAGAUAUUUUCUUUUGUGAUACUUUCUUAUUUUUUUUUGGUGUAAGGCAAUAUAGGAAUAUACUGUAAUUGUUUGCCGCUUUCCUUAUAUAUAUAUAUAUAAGGAUAUAUACAUAUAUAUACAUAUAUAUACUGCAUACUUCUUUGUACUGCCAUAUAUCCGCACGUCAAAACCUUGGUCCUACUAAUCCCCCUUCCCUACCAUGCAGUUGCUGCACACAUACUAUCACCUCUAAAUGUCUGAAUACAGUGCGACCUUCUCUGGAGCUCGGAUUACACUGCACCCUGAAGGCCAACCCAGCAGUAGCAUUUCAUCAAUCCAAGUAUGUCAUCCAGUCCAUGCCAUAAAUUUAGAGCAGGACAACUCUCAUAUAAAGUCACACAAGGAAUUGCUGUUAUGUUCACAGAUCUGUGCAUAAUACCUCAAAUGUAGCUAAGAACACAAUUCUUUCAGUGCUUUAAAGUUCUUAACCUGGUUUAACGUAUAUUUACUGGCCUAUGUUUGACCUGUACACUGUUUAGGACAGAUCUCUUGUCUGCAGGGCAGCUUGAGACAACACUGAAAACAUGUACAUUUUAAUGAAGGAAUUUGUAUAUUAGCAAAACACUAUACUUUCUGUACUGCUAAAAGAGAGUGCACUAUUUCUACAGACUUGUGGAAUUUCUCUUGAAAAGUCUUAUGUUUUUCUCCCUUUUUUUUUUACUGUUUUCAUAAAUAAAGGUGCUCCUUAUUACUUAAUUGUGAUUUUCUUUGGUUUAUGGAAACAAAUAUCUUCAAUGGCUGUAGUAAGAGUAUUUAGAACUUUAGUGUACAUACAGUAUACUAUACAUAUGUUAUGGGCCUCAUUUAGCAAACUUUUACUAAACUUGAGUGUAAAGGUUUCAUUAGUAAACUAAAAAUUCCCGCCAAACAUUUUAGUAAUGCUGAUUUUUGUUUAUACUCACAUUGAGUAUGUUGAUA